Molecule: messenger RNA, 1633 nt
Organism: Alosa alosa (allis shad)
Lineage: Eukaryota; Metazoa; Chordata; Actinopteri; Clupeiformes; Clupeidae
Gene: deptor
Product: DEP domain containing MTOR-interacting protein
Exons: 10
Coding region: 387-1580 (397 amino acids)
Biological process (GO): intracellular signal transduction
Molecular function (GO): protein binding
Source: RefSeq, a predicted model, not a curated record
UCAGAGCAAGUUGGCUCGCGCUGCACUAGUGCGAAACGUGCCUUUGGUGUCAAAUAGUAAACAAUCAAAGACGAUAAGGGGAUAUCGCAUAUAUAUGUUGAUGUGCAUUAACAGACGGGUCGAUGUAGUACUUCGCUAGUAGGUUUCUGUUUAUCAGCUGGAAUGCUGACAUAUAUGCAGUACUACACACUUUGAAUAAUUUGUGCUGAAGGAUUGGCUGACAGAAAGACUGUUCUAAGUUGUUGCAUUGGGUUGAAACAGGCAUGUCUGUUUUUUUGUGUUAAUUGUAAAACACCUUUUUUUACUAUGGCUGCUAUCCGCAAAAUUGGAUGUAAUUUUUAGCCACAGGUCCUACAGUUAACGCUUCCAGAGGACGGCUCAAAGAAAUGGACGGCAUCCAGACCAGUAUGCAGAAGAAGGCUGCAGAGCUGGAACGCAUGGCCGAGGUGCUGGUUACAGGGGAGCAGUUGAGGCUCCGGCUCCAUGAAUGUAAGGUGAUCAAGGACCGCCGGCACCACCUCAGGACCUACCCUAACUGCUUCGUGGCCAAGGAGCUCAUCGACUGGCUGAUGGAGCACAAGGAGGCCUCCGACCGGGACACGGCCAUCAAGAUCAUGCAGAAGCUGCUGGAUCAGAGCAUCAUCCACCAUGUUCUUGAUGAACACAAGGAGUUCAAAGACAUGAAGCUCUUCUACCGUUUCCGGAAGGAUGACGGCACGUUCCCCCUGGACAAUGAGGCCAAGGUCUUCAUGAGGGGCCAGAGGAUAUACGAGAAGCUGAUGAGUAUGGAGAACGGCCUCCUGCAGACGCGAGAGGAGGAGGGCGUGACGUUCGAGCGGAGCCUGGUGGCGUCCGAGUUUGUGGAUUGGCUACUGCAGGAGGGCGAGACGGCGACCAGGGAAGAGGCAGAGCAACUGGGGCGGAGGCUCCUGGAGCAUGGCAUCAUCCAGCACGUCACCAACAAGCACCACUUUGUGGACAGAGGGCUGCUCUACCAGUUCCGCUUGAACUUCCGGCGGCGGCGGCGACUGAUGGAGCUCCUGAACGAGCGCUGCAAGACCAUCCCUGAGAGCCACGACAGCCCCUUCUGCCUGCGCAAGCAAAACAACGAGGGGGGCAACACCAGCUUCCUGUCAGUGAGUCCCACUAAGGAGAUCCGGGUGGUGUCGGCGGUGCGGCGCAGCAGCAUGAGCAGCAGCUGUGGCAGCAGCGGUUACUACAGCAGCAGCCCCACCCUCAGCAGCAGCCCGCCUGUGCUCUGCAACCCCAAGUCUGUACUGAAACGACAAGUGAACCCAGAGGAGCUGCAAACCCCUGGAGGGCCAUACAUAAAGAAGACAUUCACAAUAGUGGGGGAUGCUGUGGGCUGGGGCUUCGUGGUGCGGGGCAGUAAGCCCUGCCACAUCCAGGCUGUGGACCCCGGUGGGCCGGCCGCCGCUGCCGGCAUGAAGGUCCGUCACUUUGUGGUGUCUGUGAAUGGCCUGAACGUCCUCUCUCUGGACUACCGAACCGUCAGCAACCUCAUCCUGACCGGGCCGAGGACCAUCGUCAUGGAGGUGAUGGAGGACCUGAACUUCUGAUUGGCUGACCACCCUUACGCCUCUCAGCAGAGCCCUUAGCCAGAGCAGCAACC